UGCCUUGUGGGCAGUGCUUCCCCAGCUAAAUGUAGCUCAGCGCCACUGUCAGCCUCCACGCAGAAAAGCACCAUCUGGUUUGCAGUAAGUUUGCUUUCAAAAGCUAGUAUGGAUUGGUGCGUGCUUUCACUUCUGCUCCUUAUGCUGGGCAAAGACGGGUUGUGUCAGCAAGAGGAAGUUUGCUCUAAGUCAGUGAUCAACUCCUGUGAUGACUGCAUCAGAUCUGGGCCAUACUGUGCAUGGUGUCAGCAACUGAAUUUUACCAAAACUGGUGAGCAGGAAGCCGUCCGCUGUGACACUCAAGCAAAGCUGAUAGCAAGAGGCUGCGAGACAAUAGACAUAAUUUCCCCCCAAAACAUGGAGAUGAUUACCCAGCAAGACCCUCUGUCCAGCUCAUUUGACACUGAAGAACCUGUCCAAAUGAGUCCUCAAAAAAUCAAGCUGAAACUGAGACCUGGGCUUCCACACAAAUUCACUGUUUCCUUUAAGAGGGCUGAAGGUUACCCAGUGGAUCUGUACUACCUGAUGGAUCUCUCUUACUCCAUGAAGGAUGAUCUGGAAAAUGUCAAAGGCCUGGGAAAAGAUCUUUUUGCUGCUUUGAAUAAAAUUACUAAACAUGCUAAAAUAGGGUUUGGUGCCUUUGUUGAUAAAACAGUCCUUCCUUACACCAACACCAACAAGGAGAAACUGGAGAAGCCAUGUGAUGAAAAUGAUCAGUUUUGUCAGGCUGCCUUUGGCUACAGACAUGUGCUUAAUAUGACAUCAAGCCAGGACGAGUUCCAAAAAAAGGUGGCCGGACAGUUUAUUUCUGGGAACUUGGACUCUCCUGAAGGAAGUCUUGAUGCUAUGAUGCAGGCUGCUGUAUGUGGGGAUAAAAUAGGCUGGAGGAACAGCAGCACUCGGUUAAUUGUGCUGGCCACGGAUGAUGGAUUCCACAUGGCUGGGGAUGGAAAACUGGCUGGAAUUCUAGAACCCAAUGAUGAACUCUGCCACAUGGAAAACAACCUUUAUGUCAAAAGUAGUGAGUUGGACUACCCAUCUGUUGGACAAUUAGCUUUGCAGCUGGAACAAAACAAUAUUCAGCCAAUAUUUGCAGUAACAGAAAACAUGAAGGACGUUUACAUGGAACUCACCAAAAUGAUUCCAAAGUCAGAGGUGGGAGUUUUGUCAUCAGAUUCCAAAAAUGUUGUUCAGCUGAUUGAAGGGGCGUACAAUAAAUUAUCAUCUAAAGUGACAGUGACUCAUGACAUUCUUCCUGACAACGUAAGAGUUGAGUACAUGCCAGUGUGUGCUCAUCCAAAACAAGAGGGCCCCAAUAAAGGGGUCUGUGAUGAAGUGCAAGUGGGACAUGAGAUAUCUUUCGAGAUUACUGUGACAGUAGACAAAUGUAUGGAGGAAAGGUCCUUCACUAUCAGCCCACUGGGAAUUAAAGACAAACUGACAGUAACAAUUUCUACCAACUGUGAGUGCCAAUGUCAUGACUCUGUUGGCAGCUAUCACUCACACUGUAAUAAUAGAGGGAGCGUCAAAUGUGGCAUUUGCAGGUGCAAUGAAAGUUAUGUGGGUCAGUUCUGCAACUGUGAUAUUGGUAAUAAAGAUGAACACUCUCUGCGAGCAUCAUGUCAGAGGCAGAAUGGCACAGAGUGUGAGGGUCGAGGAGACUGUGUAUGUGGCAGAUGCCAGUGCCACACUACUGAGGAAAGAAGCUUUUACCAUGGAGACUACUGCGAGUGUGAUGAUGAACACUGUGAAAAAUUCCAGAAUAAACUGUGUGCAGGAAAUGGAGAUUGCCACUGUGGAAAGUGCAGAUGCCACCCAGGUUAUGAGGGCACUGCUUGUCAGUGCCCAGUUUCUGAGGAGGGCUGUCGUACGCCAAACAACACUGUUUGCUAUCACCGAGGGAACUGCAAAUGUAACCUUUGUGAAUGCAAAGAGGGAUAUCAGCGCCCACACUGCCAGUAUUGCCUUGGCUGCCCUGAACCAUGCCAGAUCAAACUGAGUUGCAUUGAAUGCCUUGGCUUUGACUCGGGUCCUUUGAAAAAGAACUGCUACACUGUUUGCAGUAAAAGCAUUUCCUUUGUGCUUGUUGAGAAAUUCAGCUUACAUACCAAAGAAUGCCAACAGAAGGACAGUCAGGGAUGUUGGAUCAAAUUUAAGCUGGAGCAGUUAGUUGGAGAGGAUAACUACAAGGCUGAAAUACUGAAUAAGAAAGACUGCCCGGAACCGCCCAGUGUCAUAGCUAUCAUAGCAGGUUCCAUUGCAGCUGUGGCCUUUAUUGGGAUUCUGCUGCUGAUGCUGGUCAAGUUACUGAUCCACAUGAAGGACCUCAAAGAGUUCAAGAAAUUUGAAAAUGAAAAGAAGAAAUCCAAGUGGGCAAAUGCUGACAAUCCAUUGUUCCAGAAUCCCACCACUACUGUGGCCAACCCACUGUUUACAGGAGAGUGAAGACCCCCUGCUGCAGCUCUUAUAUCGACGUUUAUUCCGUUUUUAUUGGACCAGAAAGUGCUUGCAAUACUCAUAUUCAUUUGAUUUUAAUGUUUUGAAAUCUACUUAACUUGUGCAUAAAAUGAUUAUAAUUAUUGUGGAUGGAGUAAAGUUAGUUUGCUGAGCUCAUAUUGGCUAAUAUAACUUCUGUCAGUUUAAAAUGGCUGUCUUUUCUGCUGAUAGACACUGUACAGUUUAAAGAUCUAUAGUGACAUUCAAACGUUUGUAGAACUGAGCUAUUUAUUUUGAUGAAACUGUAAAUUAUCAGUACAAAUAUACACUUCAACCAUAGGAAUAUGACCAGAAACCUUUUGAUCUUGUUAAUGUACCUCUUAACCGAUGGUGCUUUUGAGGUCUGUUGAAAAUCUCAGCUUUUUGGGAUGUUCUGUGAGCCAUUAUGGUUCUGGCAAAAAGGACCAAUAAUAACAUUUCUACUAAUUACAUUUCUGACAAAUUGCUAAGGUGGAAGGGGCCUAAUAAUAUUUUGCUGGUAAGUGCAAAAAUAGUUUAAAUGAAUAACUUCAAUUUUUCUGAUUUCCAAUAAUUGAAUUUCUGUUCCUAUAUUCUGACGUAUUUGCAUAUGUACCAUAUUUCUCAACAUUAAUUUUAACAAAACAAAGAUACAAAAUUCCCAGCACAUUUAUGUGUUCAGGAUGAAGUGGUGGGUGUGGAGAGAAUAAAAUGGAAAAAGUAAACUCAACGAUAUUCUGAAGCAGACAAAAAAGAAGCAAUUAACCUCAAAAUGUUUGAAUCAACAAGGAAGCUGAAUGUUACACGAGCAAAGGUCCAACUGUCAGUCUUGCUACAUGGGAAGCCACAUAAAUUUCUUCAUGUAUAUUAAUUAGUACAUAUCAAGUCAAAUAAAUAAUCAAGUCAG
Molecule: messenger RNA, 3361 nt
Organism: Girardinichthys multiradiatus
Lineage: Eukaryota; Metazoa; Chordata; Actinopteri; Cyprinodontiformes; Goodeidae
Gene: itgb2
Product: integrin, beta 2
Exons: 16
Coding region: 109-2445 (778 amino acids)
Biological process (GO): cell migration; integrin-mediated signaling pathway; cell adhesion mediated by integrin
Cellular component (GO): cell surface; focal adhesion; integrin complex
Molecular function (GO): integrin binding; amyloid-beta binding
Source: RefSeq, a predicted model, not a curated record